CGAGGGCCGUGAUUGACAGUUGCCGCGAGAGGUUGUUCAUUGCGUUAUGCAGUCAUCACCUCGGGGCUACGAGAACGGGGAACACACAAAACGGACCAGCACGCCGCGAACGAGUUAGUUGAAUAGCGAGGCUUUCACGAGACGCACCGUGUUCUCUGUGGAGUUGGAUAGUUUGAGAAACCAUUCGAAACGAAAAAUUGUUCCUGCAGUUUUUCCUCUGGAUAUUUAUCGAUAAAAAUGGAUUGAUUCUUCUGGAUUAUUGCAGUCUUUAUAUCACUAAUUGGAAAUAUCUUUGUAUAAGUUUGUGAUUGUAAUCGAACUUCAGAAUUUUCUGAAUUCCUGUCGGAUAUAAAAAAAAAUUCACAUCCCCUAGAACUCCCAUUUUCUGGUGAGGAUUUACAUUGGAUAUACCAAGCUCGUAUUAUUUUGGGAGAAUGACGUCAUCAUCGUCUGGAUUGACCAUGCUGACCUCGGGUGUGAGCCAGUACCUACACCCGGAUUACCUCCAGCCACUGCCCACAACGUUGGAUGCCAAGAAAAGCCCCCUGGCUCUGUUAGCCCAGACGUGCAGUGCCAUCGGUAAAGACACCUCCCCAUCUAAACCUAUCAUACCCCCACUGGAGAAGAAAGACAUGGAUAAAUCUGACAAAUGCCAGGACUCCGAAUCUUCCAGCAAGAGGCCCAGUUCUCACGGACACAAAGAAUCUGGUAGAGAUUCCGGCAGAGAUUCCAAGCCCGGCUUCAGAACAUUUCCUCCAAAAGAGAUUCCUCCUUUAGUGCCCAUAUCCAUGGGAGAGAAACCCAGGACGUCAAGUUCAGAACCUAAAGCUUCAAGUUCUCCAUCUGGGCAUAUGAAUUCCAUCAGUUCUAGUUCCUCAUCCAGGCCUGUUUCUGCCAGCGGUCAAGGCAGUAACGGUCAAAGGUCAAGCUCUAGAAGCAGCAACGGGAAGGAGAGUGACCAUCACCAGCAUAGCAGUCACCAUCACCAUAGAAACCGUGACUCACCCGCGUCAUCCGGGUCAUCCUCCCACCCCGUCAGCUCCUCCCCUUCCUACUCCAAGCCAAUGAGCUCCCACUCCACAUCUGUGAUGCAAUCUUCCUCCCUCAGCAGUGCGGUCAAGCCCUCCGUCUCUCACCCAUCCAUGCUUGGAGGUCUUCCAUCCGCGGCCCACCUCUCCGGAUACCCGAGCCACUUGGCUCUGAUGGCUCACGGCCUGGACCCGACCAACCCCAGCUACCACGCCCUGGCGGCCCAUUCCAGCCUGUCCAGUUUCUCCGCCGCUGCGGCCGCCGCCCAAUCCUCGGCGCUGAAAGCUGCGGCCGCCGCCGGCGCCCCGUCAGCAUUAUCCCCCUUCGUCACCUACGCCAGAGUCCGAACACCCUCCGGUGCCACGACUCUAGUUCCGGUCUGCCGAGAUCCCUACUGCACAAACUGCCAGCUGACCCUGCAGAACUCGCACCUCUCCUCCACAUGCAACGCCCCUGGCUGCUCCCAAUGCGCCCACGAAAAAUCCUUAACCAGUCUCUCCACUCUUGGUCUUCCAGGCGCAGGGGCGUCGUCCAUGCUCUUAUCCCCCCUCUCCUCCGCCAGCUCCCUCUCAAGUUCCAUGUCCGCACUCUCAUCCAUCCACGCCCUCUACCCCCACACGGCACUGGCCGCCGCCCACCAGGGCCUACAAGCCAACGUCUGCAACUGGGUCUCAGGCAACGACUACUGCGGCAAGCGCUUCACCUCCUCUGAAGAACUCCUCCAGCACCUCCGGACCCACACCUCCUCCAUGGACGUGUCCACCCUGGCAGCCUCCUACGCCGGGCUGGGGCUCCCCUCACUGGCGGCGUACCCCCACCUCUCGGCGCCCCUGAGCCCCAACUCCCUCCGAAGGUCCUACCCCACCAGCCUCAGCCCAGUCUCCAGUCUCCUCAGUGCCAACAGAUACCACCCCUACAAGUCCCCCCUCUCUGCUGUCGGCGCCACCCCCCCGAGCGCCCAAAGCUUCCCCGUAGGUCCCUACUACUCCCCCUACACUCUCUACGGCCAAAGACUAGGCGCGGCUGUAGUGCCAUGACAAUUAAUGUAGGGUGCCACCACUCUUCUUCAUGUGAUCUUUGAACAAAUUGUUCCAGAACAAACAUUUUAGUAUUAACUUCGAUAACUUUAUAUAUUUAUAUAUCCUAUGCAUUUGGAGUGUAUACAAUUAUUUGUAAUGAAGUUGAUCUGAGAUGCAACACAAGAAAGGGACAUGUUGAUGUGGUAGCCCCUUGGUGUUCAAGAAUUUUUGUAUUUAUUUACAUCCAGAUGAGUUGUGUGUUGUUUCAAGGUGUGUUGCCUGUGUGUUCAAAGAACAUUGUGUGAAUGGUGAGUGUGUGUGCUUUGUUUGAGUUUCACUGGAGUGAGUAAUUGCAUUAUGAGUGCAUUACGCACCGUCAAGUGCAGUGAGGUUUUUGUAUGUGAAUUAUCAAAGACAAUUUUUUGUGAUACUUUUUUCCAAGCUUUAUCCAAUUCUCUCUUCCUGCCUAUCUAUCCCUCUCUCUCUCUCUCUCUCUCUCUCUCUCUCUCUGACCAACUUACAUAACCACCCUGUAAUCUACAAGAUGUCAUGAAUUUCAGCCUAUUCGAACAUGAUUACAUGUAAGCCACUACAUUGUUGUAGAAAUGAAAUUACACACUGGACUAUAUAUAUAAUACAUUGAAAUGACAAAGCAUUUCGUGUGAAUUUUUUAGUUAUUUGUAUAUUGGUGUUAUGGUUCUUGGGGGGUUAAUUAAUUGAUCAUUUAAUUACAUGAACUUAGUAUGUUAUCAUCUAUGAACACACUGGGUGUGUUGGUGAACAUAUGUGAUGUGUAGUCAAGUGAACACACAUACCUAUUGAAUGCUAGCAACCUGCUACAUCUUUGUAAAAUAUUAUGUCUAUAGCAGUUGUCUACCCUUGGGCAAUUAUGUGCCCCUGUGUAAGAGUUAUCUUUUAGCCAGCGUGAUUUUUAAACUGCUAAAGUGUAGGUGUGUGCACAUUUGUACAGUAGUUUUGUUGAUAUCGUUGUUACCUUCUUGACUGCAAGUGAAACAUUUUCUUACUUUGAUCAAAUUGAAUAAAAUGCCAUUUUAAGAUUUU
This is a messenger RNA of Physella acuta, 3110 nucleotides long. Its product is annotated as zinc finger protein Noc. The record is from RefSeq and is a predicted model, not a curated record. Gene Ontology annotation, cellular component: nucleus. Gene Ontology annotation, biological process: negative regulation of DNA-templated transcription. Lineage: Eukaryota; Metazoa; Mollusca; Gastropoda; Physidae.